This is a messenger RNA of Perca fluviatilis (European perch), 1439 nucleotides long. RefSeq names its product receptor-interacting serine/threonine-protein kinase 2-like. Lineage: Eukaryota; Metazoa; Chordata; Actinopteri; Perciformes; Percidae. Gene Ontology annotation, biological process: protein phosphorylation. The transcript is spliced from 4 exons. Gene Ontology annotation, molecular function: JUN kinase kinase kinase activity; ATP binding. Bases 81 to 548 code for a protein of 155 amino acids. The record is from RefSeq and is a predicted model, not a curated record.
GCAUGAAUGUAGAAAGAGUCUGUUGGUCGACCUGAAGUGAGUUCAGCAGGACCAAUCAACCUUUGCUGCAUGAGAUCAAGAUGAUGCAAGAAGCAAGCAGCCCACAUGUUAUUCGUCUCCUAGAGAUCUUCAAGGGUCGACCCCCCAACUCUGGUUGGACAACACAGCUUGGUGUGGUCAUGGAGCUCAUGGAGAGAGGAUCGCUGGCCUCCCUACAGAAAGCCUUGGAUGGACCUCCACCCUGGCCGCUGGUCUUCAGACUGGCUCACCAAGUGGCUCUGGGUAUAAACUUUCUCCACAGUCUACCCCGUCCCGUUCUCCACCAGGACCUGAAGCCCCAAAACGUGCUGUUGGACGACGCUCUCAAUGCCAAGCUGACAGAUUUUGGCCUUUCCCGGAUUUCCUACAGUGUCGCACAGGUUUCCAAGAAGGAGGAUGGAUGGGGGACAGUCGGCUACAUGCCCCCGGAGGCGUUUGUCUCAUCCUACAAACCUAAACGAGCAUCUGAUAUCUACAGGUACAAGAGGCCUGAACCAGCACUUGGAUAAGAGCGUUUUAUUUAUCAUAAUAAAUAAUAACUGGAGACAGGAUCACUCCUGCCCCCAUAUCUACCAAGUCUAGCACAGGUUCAGUCCCUUAAACUGUUUGACAACAACAGGAAGGUGACACAUAUGGAGGAGAAGCAGCCAUAUCUUUAUCAUCCAGAGAGGUUUGACUGCAGGCAGCUGCUGUGUAGAGAACGUCUGACUGGUCACUGUUUCUGGGAGGUUGAAGGGAGAGGAGAAGUUGAUGUAUCAGUGAGUUACAGAGGAAUCAGCAGCAGGGGAGACAGUGAGGACUGUUUGUUUGGAUAUAAUGAUCAAUCCUGGAGUCUGGACUGCUCUAGUGGCAGUGUCUUUCACAAUAACACACUAACAUUCUUCCCUUCACAGUUCUCCUCCUUCUUCUCCUCCUUCCCUUACUCCUCCUCCCUCUCUAACAGAGUAGCAGUGUAUGUUGACUGUCCUGCUGGAGACUUGGUAGAAGCCAAAACAAUGCAAAAAAUGUAUAAAGUCAAAAAUAGAAUGGUUCCAGAGUCUGUCCAGAAGCAGUUUAAGAUUAGAGAGAUCAAGUAUGACCUGAGGGGAAUGUGUAUUUUCACAAAGAUAAAGAUUAGAACAAAUGUAAAACAAUUAUGUACUGUAUAUCAGCAAAAGGAGUAAACGUGGAAUCUUUUAGAUGAGGAAGUAAAAAUGUGUUACACAAUACAAAGAUUUAAAAAAAAUACUAAAAAGUUGAAUGAUAAACAAAUAUAAAAGCGAGGCAUUAAUGGAAUGUAUUAUUGUUUUUUUUACUUCUGCACAUAUGUGUGUGAAAUUGAUAAUAUCCUGAGGGACCUCAGAACAAAGUAAGAAUAAAAUAGAAUGUCAAGCCCGAUCCGGCAUCCCUCUCUCUAAGCU